Manihot esculenta (cassava) is the source of this 768-nucleotide messenger RNA. RefSeq lists its product as uncharacterized. The record is from RefSeq and is a predicted model, not a curated record. Bases 206 to 490 code for a protein of 94 amino acids. NCBI's taxonomy places the organism in Eukaryota, Viridiplantae, Streptophyta, Magnoliopsida, Malpighiales, Euphorbiaceae. The transcript has 3 exons.
UUACCUAAAAAAAAGGGGAAAUCAGUAAACCGGGCGGACUGGUUAUUACAGGCAGCUGAGAGUCUGAGACUCAGGCCAGUGAACACAGAGAAAAGCAGAGCCCUUUGUUCAAAUUUUCUCGCGGAUUCCUCUUCUGGGAGGCUUCUUCUCAUCAGCUGUUCCGGGUUAAAGUGUCCUUCUAGUUUUUAUCAGGAGAACAGGAGUAAUGGCAGGACAAGAUCAAGCUAAGCACCUUGAGGACUGCUCGGUUGCCAAUGCAUUAGGCACAUGGUUCUUCUCGGUGGCUGGGGCUUUGGUAGCAAUUCCAGUAGGGAUAAAAAGGAAGUCUUUAGCACCACUUGUGUUCUUUGGCACAACUGGCACAAUGCUUGAUAUUAUCAUGGGAAUCAGUCAAUGUGAAAGAGAACAUGCUGAACGUCAAGCAAAGUUACUAGAAGCCCAAAAUUCUGUAGGCGAACCAUCUUUUUCAGCAACAGGAUCUGAGUCUUGAUUCCAAACUGGUAUAGGCAUGGGCUCAUGCUAAUUAGCUUUUCAUUUUGCUUGCAUGAGAAACAGAUCUCUUUUUGAUAUACUUUGUGGAGAUUCAUUGUCCACCUUUUUUGCAACAUAUACCAUCUUUCUAAGGUUAUUUAAUUUCUAUGCAACCUCAUACUGUGAUCAGCUAAAGACCUAUCAUGAUGUAAUAAAAAAAUGGGGUCUGCUUAGAAGCUACUUUCAUUGAAUUUUUUUACCCUUUUUGAGUUCCUAAUGGAAGUGGAUUUAUGGGGC